GCAUUCCACAGUCGGUCCGGAAGAUCAAUUUGUGCUUAUUUCAAUGCCACUCUUUUCCAGAAUGAAUGAGCAAGAAAGCAGGUAUGGAGCUGGCGAGGCCAUCGGCAUCGGAAUCUUUCCAAAAGCAGGACCUGGCCGUCGUCCCCAAGCCUGAUGACACCAAGGCGGAAGAACCAAAGGCUCGAUGGCCUUAUAUGGAUCCAUGGCCUUAUAUCCGCAAUUUACCUGAUGGUAGGAGGAUCAUAAUCUCAAGGAAGAACCCACCUACUGAGCAUCCUUGCGCUUAUACCGAGAUGCCCCCUGAUGAUCGUGGUACUUUCUCUGAAAAAUCAAAGCUCCGUCUCCCUAGUUGGCCCUUCCCUCGUGCGAGAGUCACUCGCGAAAUUCCUGCUGCAUGUAUGAUUUGUUCCUUGGUGGAUGAACACAGUUCGACUCAAUGCCCAUACCUUGAUCUUCUCCCGAAGAAUGCAACUGUUAGCAGUGACUGUGACGUAGUUUGUACGAUUUGUUAUCAAUUGUUUUCAGGGCACUGCUGUAACCAAGAUGCUGGACGUGCUAAGCUCAGGUUAUGUGAUAAUUGUAUGAGGAUUGGCGACCACCGGACAUCUCAGUGCCCGGAGAAGAAUAGGCGCUUAAGCUACAGGCAGCUACUGGCAGUCUCAUUGACAUCCUAGAUUUUUCUCUCUGAGGAGAUAAGUAGUUGAGGAGAAAGUGUAAUCUGGCUUUGCUUCUGCUGUGUGUUUUGAGGAGAAAAGUUGUCUUGUUUUAUACACCAAGGCCUUAAUCUUUUACCCCAAUGUUUGUCUAUCUGAUGGCUAUUGGUUUAUGUCAUAGAAUUUGUUGUGUAAUAUCAAUAUCCUAGUUUAAUGAAAAUAUGAUUUGAAAAACAUAUGUGAAGAUAAACUUUACAGAGUACACUUUCUAGUUAUGCCAAUCAAAUAUGUGUUGACUGCUCCU
This is a messenger RNA of Rosa chinensis, 957 nucleotides long. RefSeq lists its product as uncharacterized. The record is from RefSeq and is a predicted model, not a curated record. NCBI's taxonomy places the organism in Eukaryota, Viridiplantae, Streptophyta, Magnoliopsida, Rosales, Rosaceae. The transcript has 5 exons. Bases 66 to 674 code for a protein of 202 amino acids.